AUGUCCUACAACAAUACUUCAAACACAAACACACCAAACAUCAAUAAUAAAAAGCAGAAUCAACUUCAAUCUCAAAAUCAAACUUUUGUUCCAGCUAAUAAUAAUGGUAAAAAUGGCCCUAAACAAAUCCAUGUGGCUCAUAGAAGAACUCAAAGUGAAUUGACUAAUUUGAUGAUUGAACAAUUCACUUUACAAAGACAGUUGGAAAUUGUUCAAGCUCAACAACAGCAAUUAUUGGCUCAACAACAACAUUUAGCUCAACAAACUAAUCAAUAUUUAAAUAUUAAUACAAAUUCUAAUAAUAAUAACACUAAUAAUAACACUUCAAUCAAUAAUAACACAAAUAAUAAUUCUAGAGCUCAUUCGAGAAACAAUUCAGGGUAUUAUGAUUCUCUCAAUAGCAAUAUCAAUACCCCAACUAAUAUGAAUUCUCAUAGAAAGACUGGGUCUCAAUCAAGCAUUUAUGGUCAUUCAAGAAGACAUUCGUUAGGUUUAAAUGAAGCCAAAAAAGCCGCUGCUGAAGAACAAGCUAAAAGAACUACAGGCUUACCAUCAUCAUCGUCACAACAACAAACAAACGAAAAUAUUAACCCAGAUGCAUUGGCUAAUAAAGUGGGUAAUGUUUCAUUAAAUGACUCCCACACAAGUCAACAACCAACUGCAUUUAGAUUCCCACCUGCACCAGUUAACACUAACGCUUCUUCAAGAUCACCCAUUCGUAAAUUGGAUACCACUAAUGUUCCAAUAUUUAAAUUUCCACCAACUCCAAAUGGUACUCCUUUAUCAGGACAAGAUUCAAAUGAUGAUGAUUUCUCAAGAGUAACAAACUCUCAUCGUCGUUCAAGAUCUACAAACCAAAAUAACAAUUCAAACUCUAACAAUUGGAGAUCUCGUCCUCAAUCUCCUUCUUAUAAUAAUAACAAUAACAAUUUGAACCAACAAAACUUAUCUCCUUUCCGUGGUCAUAAAAAUUCUAGUUCCAGAGAUUAUAAUUCCUUCAAUUUCUUGGAACAACCUCCUGUUUUCCAAAAGAGUCAUAAACCAAGAAAUUCAAAUUCCUCUGUGGGCAGUUUUUCAUUAUCUAAUAAUAAUAAUAAUAAUAAUAGUGGUAAUACCCCUCGUAAAUCCUUAUUUGCCCCCUAUUUGCCACAAGCUAAUAUUCCUGAGUUGAUUCAAGAAGGUAGAUUAGUUACUGGUAUUUUACGUGUUAAUAAAAAAAAUAGAUCCGAUGCUUGGGUUUCUACUGAUGGUGUUUUGGAUUCAGAUAUUUAUAUUUGUGGUUCCAAAGAUCGUAAUAGAGCUUUAGAAGGUGAUUUGGUCGCUGUGGAAUUAUUAGUCGUUGACGAUGUUUGGGGAUCUAAGAAGGAAAAAGAAGAAAAAAAGAGAAGAAAGGACGCAUCCACUCAACAUGAUUUAUUAUCUUUGAAUUCUCAUGAUGAUUAUCAUAAUGAUGCUUCAGCCUCGAUUAUUAAUAAUGCUAAUACGACAAAUUCUCCUCAUACCCCAUCUUCUAAUUCCCCAUUCAGUAGUAACAACCAAAAUAAUAACCAAUCAAAUUCCAACAAUUCAAAUACCACUACAACAACCUUAUCAACAAGAUCAAUUACUCCAUCAUCAGGUGGUGAUAAUGAUGAUUCAAAUUCUCCAGGCAUUAGAAGAAGAGGCUCAUUAAAGCAACGUCCAACUCAAAAGAAAAAUGAUGAUGUUGAAGUGGAAGGUCAAUCUUUAUUAUUAGUAGAAGAGGAAGAAAUUAGUGACGAAUUUAAACCUUUAUACGCUGGUCAUGUUGUUGCAGUUUUGGAUCGUAUCCCAGGCCAAUUAUUCAGUGGUACUUUGGGUCUAUUAAGACCUUCUCAACAACAACAAAAGAAUAAUGAUGAUAAUAACAAUAAUAAUAAUAACAAUAAUCAUCAUAAAAUGACGCAUACACCAAAAAUCGUUUGGUUUAAACCAACUGAUAAAAAAGUUCCAUUAAUUGCUAUCCCAACUGAAUUAGCACCGAAAGAUUUCGUGGAGAAUGCUGAAAAAUAUUCAGAUACAUUGUUUGUUGCAUCCAUUAAGCGCUGGCCAAUUACAUCCUUACAUCCAUUUGGUAUAUUAGUCUCUGAACUGGGCUUAAUCAAUGAUCCAAAUGUUGAAAUUGAUUCCAUUUUAAGAGAUAACAAUUUCCUAUCAAACGAAUACCAAGAUCCAAAUAAUCCUUCACAAGAACGCUCUACCUUAUAUGCAUUACCAUUAACUGAUGAACAAAUGGCAUCUCGUAGGGAUUUAACAAAUGAAUCAACAGUCGCUAUUUCUUCUAAUGGUAUAGUUUCUGAAUUUGCUGUUCAUAUUAAGGAAAUUGAUAACGAUAUAAUUGAAUUUGGUGCUCAUGUAAUUGAUGCCACUGCUCAUAUUGAAGAAAAUUCAUCGUUGGAUAGAAGGGCUAGAAAGAGAUCUUCUGCAGUCUUUAUGCCACAAAAAAUUGUUAAUUUGUUACCAAAGGUUUUAAAUGACUCCUUAACUUUGGCACCCGGUAAAAAAUCUGCUACUUUAUCUGUCAUUUGCUUAUUAAAUAAGGAAACUUAUGAAAUUAAAUCUACUUGGAUUGGAGAAACAGUAAUUAAUCCAACUGCAUCCUUAUCUAUAUCCCAAAUUGAUGAAGCUAUUACAAACUCAGAUCAACAAAAAACUUCUUUUAUUAAUGAUAUGCAUAAUGUUGCUCAACAUUUUUACUCACAAAGAUUAGAAAAUAAAGGUGCAAAGAUUUCAGAAUCUCUCUCUCUGUUAGAAUCAUUAGAUGAUGAAAAGGUUCGUGUUGAUUUGAAUAUAUUUGACAGAUAUGUAGGAACUGCCGUUGUUACUGAACUGGAGAGAAAGGCAAAUUGUAUUGUUGCUGAAAAGAUAUAUUCAAAAUUAGGUAAUUCUGCCUUCUUAAGAAGACAAGCACAACCAAUUCGUAGUAAAAUGAUCUCAUUACAGAGAAAGAUUCAAAAAUUCGGUUAUGAUUUAGAUAUUACAUCAGCUGAUUCUUUAAUAAGGUCUAUCUUAGGCAUUGAUGAUGAUGAUGUAAGGUGUGGAGCAGAAUUAUUAUUCUUUAAGACAAUGACAAGGGCAAGAUAUUUUAUUGCUGGUAAAGUGGAACCUGAUCAAUAUGGGGACUAUACUUUAAACUUACCUCUUUUCACUCAUUUCACCUCACCACUGAGAAGAUACGCAGAUCAUGUUGUUCAUCGUCAAUUGAAAUCUAUUUUGCAUGAUAACUCAUAUAAUGAAGAUUUAGACUCCCUAAAGAUUACAUCUGAAUAUUGUAAUUUCAAGAAAGAUUGUGCUCAUCAAGCCCAAGAGCAAGCUGUUCAUUUAUUAUUGUGUAAAACUAUUAAUGAUAUGGGUAAUAGAAUUGGUCAACUUUUAACUGUAGCAACUGUUUUGCAGGUAUACGAAUCAUCUUUUGAUGUUUUUAUUCCAGAAUUUGGAAUUGAAAAAAGAGUUCAUGGUGAUCAAUUGCCAUUGAUUAAAGCAGAAUUUGACAGCGCUAAUAGAGUGCUAGAAUUAUACUGGAAACCUGAAGUGGAUAGUGCUACAUUUGUUCCUGCAGAUGAAAAAAAUCCAAAAUCUUAUAGAAAUUCCAUUAAAAAUAAAUUCAGAUCAAGCACUCAAGAAAUUAUUAAUGAAGAAUAUUUGAAGAUUAAGAAUGAUGUACCAGGUAUCAGUGAUUCAUUAGCAAACGAAUUGAGGAACAUGGAUUUGAAGGUUCCCGAACUAAGAUUACCUCCUCAAGCUCCAGGCAAGAGUGGAUUUGCUACAUUAUGCUCAUUAACAGAAACCAGAGUUGAAAAUGACAAUCACAUCGAAGUUAUAAGAGAAAUGCAAAAAAUUCCAAUCUUACUAAGAGCCGAAAUUGGUAUGGCUUUACCUUGUUUGUCAGUUCGUACUAUUAAUCCAUUUAUGAAAGAGAAAUAA
Messenger RNA from Henningerozyma blattae CBS 6284, 3942 nucleotides. RefSeq names its product mRNA-binding translational repressor SSD1. The record is from RefSeq and is a predicted model, not a curated record. The transcript has a single exon. Bases 1 to 3942 code for a protein of 1313 amino acids. Gene Ontology annotation, biological process: mRNA catabolic process. Lineage: Eukaryota; Fungi; Ascomycota; Saccharomycetes; Saccharomycetales; Saccharomycetaceae. Gene Ontology annotation, molecular function: RNA binding; 3'-5'-RNA exonuclease activity. Gene Ontology annotation, cellular component: P-body; exosome (RNase complex).